Phyllostomus hastatus (greater spear-nosed bat) is the source of this 2894-nucleotide messenger RNA. It is a transcript of the gene ZNF879, whose product is annotated as zinc finger protein 879. NCBI's taxonomy places the organism in Eukaryota, Metazoa, Chordata, Mammalia, Chiroptera, Phyllostomidae. Gene Ontology annotation, biological process: central nervous system development; negative regulation of transcription by RNA polymerase II. Gene Ontology annotation, molecular function: RNA polymerase II cis-regulatory region sequence-specific DNA binding; DNA-binding transcription repressor activity, RNA polymerase II-specific. The coding region runs from base 897 to 2651 and encodes 584 amino acids. Gene Ontology annotation, cellular component: nucleus. The record is from RefSeq and is a predicted model, not a curated record. The transcript is spliced from 8 exons.
UUCUUACCCUAGGUCUUCCGCUUGCCUCCGGUGAGGUUGGCAGCUUCGCGACCUGUUGCGGCGGCGCUGAGUACGGAUUGCCGGUGCCUCCUGCAGCCAGGGCAGCCGGCAGGGGGAAAUGGCCACAGAGUUGCUUCCACCCCAGGCUCAGAAAACUUCUCAACAAAAAUAGAAGACCAACAAAAACCUCAUUCAAGUGAGUGUUUGGCCAGAGUGUGAUGUGUAUCCCAGGCGAUCUGCUAAAGAGAUCACAAAGGUGGAAAGCUCCUUGAAGGCAAAUGAGUGGAUUAUCCAACCCAGGUUUACAGUGUGGCAAAUUUGUCAGGCCAGAGAACAUUCCUGGCCUUUCGACCUCCUUCCUGGCUUUGGAGGACCGUAAAGAGAAAGCAUGCUGUGACUCUACACUGACACCUUUAGAAAUGUGUCCUAAGGAAGAAAGCUUUGCACACUUUCCCGGUGACCUGCAGGGCUGCUCAAGCCGGCAUUUUUAGAGUUACUAAAGUGGAAAUAACCCAGAUGUCCACCAGUAGAUUAGUUACAUGAACUGAUUGACCUAUACAAUGAAAUGAGAGACAACAAAUAAAACGUGCAGUGGAUCUUCUGUCUUUGUUUAAAUAUAAAGCGGUUUUAGCAUGUAAAAAAUCUGAAAGGACACAUAGGAAGAAGUUAACAAAACUUGUUUCUGUGGUAGAAAGUUAACAUUUCUUUUUCUUUUACUUAUUGAUCUUUGCUAAGUUGCUUUUAAAGAAAAAGAUUCUUAAUAAGAAAAGAAAGGGGUCACUAGUUUAAAAGAGGGCCUCCCCUCACCCAGGACACAAAGAUGGCCCAAGAUGGGGACAGUCCAGCACACCUGUUCCUCCCUGAGGGAAUGUGCUGGAGACUCCUUCUAAAACCUGAUGCUGACACCUCACCUGUGGAAGGAGUUUGGUCUCGAUGAUUGUCCAUUUCCACAUCUGAAGGCCUGCAUCUCUGUCAUUCUGGAGUCCGUGACGUUCGGGGACGUGGCCGUGCUCUUCAGCCGGGACGAGUGGCUGUGCCUGGACUCUGCACAGAGAACCUUGUACCGGGAGGUGAUGCUGGAGAACUACCACAGCCUGGUGUCCCUGGGGAUUCUGUUUUCCAAACCAAAGGUUAUCUUCCAGUUACAGCAAGGGGAAGACCCCUGGAUGGUGGGAAAUGGACUUUCCUACGGUGCACGUCUAGGGUGGGGGAGCUUGUUUGAAACCACAUUUUCCAAAGAAGACUAUCAGGAAGUAAUGAGUAAACUCAUAGGUGAUGGUACUUUUAACUUCAAGUUGGAGAAAAUCUACAUAAAUGAGGACAAGCUGGAGAAGCAGCAAGGCAAAAAGAACAAACCUUUCAGGAAAGUCUCAAUUACCAUAAAAAAAUCCUACACAAAGGAGAGGAACCUCAUAGGUAUUGAACUUGAGAAAAAUCUUGGUCUAAUAUCAUCAGUUAUUAGGAAACCCAGAAUUGUUUCCAGAGGAAGGAAACCCCAUUCACAGCAGUAUUCAAUUCUAUUUAAACAACUGGGAGUCAAUACAGUGCGAAAAUGUUACGAGUGUAACAUAUGUGGGAAAAUCUUCCUCCACAGUUCUUCCCUGAGUAAACAUCAGAGAAUCCACACUGGAGAGAAGCUCUAUAAAUGUAAGGAAUGUAGGAAAGCCUUCAGCCAAAGCUCAUCCCUGACUCAGCACCUGAGAGUUCACACUGGAGAGAAACCUUACAUAUGCAGUGACUGUGGAAAAGCGUUCAGUUUCACUACAUCUCUCAUUGGACAUCAGAGGAUGCACACUGGAGAGAGACCCUAUAAAUGUAAUGAGUGUGGGAAAACAUUUAAAGGUAGCUCAUCCCUUAAUAAUCACCAGCGAAUUCACACAGGGGAAAAGCCCUAUAAGUGUAAUGAAUGUGGGAGAGCCUUUAGCCAGUGCUCAUCUCUUAUUCAGCAUCAUAGAAUUCAUACUGGAGAGAAACCAUAUGAAUGUAGUCAGUGUGGGAAAGCCUUUACUUCAAUAUCACGGCUAAGUAGGCACCAUAGAAUUCAUACUGGAGAGAAACCCUUUAAUUGUAAUGAGUGUGGGAAAGUAUUCAGUUACCACUCAGCUCUCAUUAUACAUCAGAGAAUUCACACAGGUGAGAAACCUUAUUCGUGUAAAGAAUGUGGGAAAGCCUUCAGCCAAAGCUCGGCUCUCAUACAACAUCAAAGAAUUCAUACUGGAGAAAAACCCUACAAAUGUAAUGAGUGUGGAAAAGCUUUCUCCUGGAUUUCACGGCUUAAUAUACACAAUAGAAUUCAUACUGGAGAGAAACCAUAUAAUUGUAAAGAAUGUGGAAAAGCCUUUAGUUCCCACUCAGCAGUUAAUACUCAUCGAAAAAUUCACACUGGAGAGAAACCGUAUAAAUGUAAUGAUUGUGAAAAGGCCUUCAACCAAAGCUCAGCUCUAAUUCAGCACCAGAGAAUUCACACUGGGGAGAAACCAUUUAACUGUAAAGUGUGUGGGAAAGCCUUUAGACAAAGUUCAUCCCUUAUGACACACAUGAGAAUUCAUACAGGAGAAAAACCUUAUAAAUGUAAAGAAUGUGGGAAAGCUUUUAGUCAGAGUUCUUCCCUUACUAAUCACCAGAGGACUCAUACUGGAGGAAAACUGUAAGUAAAAUGCAUGUGGAAAAUAUUUCAACUGAAGUUCAUUCCAUACUGAAUAUCAAAGAAUUCAUCCUGGGGAGAAAGUGAUAAAAAGUACUUAAUUAUGGGUUAAACUUCAGAAUAUAGACCUAAUCAGACAUCAGAGACUACAUGAUGCAGGAUAACCUUAGGAAUAUUAGGAAAGUGUCUAAAAAUGAUUUUUGUGUGUGCUCUUAAGUUAUUAUUGACUAUAAAAUAGAGAAUUUGUAAA